UUUUGUAGGUUAUGAAUGGUCAGUCCUCAAAUGAUGGAAUUCUAAGAGACUAUUGUGAUAGUGAACAGUACAAAAUGCAUGCUCUUUUUGGACAACCUGGUAAUGCACUACUUCUUCAUUGUUACUAUGAUGAUUUUCAAGUAACAAACCCGCUUGGAUCAAAGACAAAAAAACAUAAAAUAGGAGCCUUUUACUUCAAUCUGGGAAAUCUUAGUCCAGAAUACCGUUCUGUUAUCAACUCAAUUCAGCUAAUUGCUUUGUGCCGAGUACCGCUCAUAAAAAAGUAUGGAAUGAAUAGGAUACUGCAGCCAUUCAUGCAAGACCUGCAUCAACUAGAGGCAGAUAGAGGUGUAACAUUUUGGAUAGAUGAACAAGAAAGAACAUUCAGUGGUUCCAUUGGACCUUAUUCAAGUGACAAUCUUGGGGCACAUUCUCUUGGUGGUUUUCAGGAGAGCUUUUCUGGUCUAAGGAUUUGUAGAAUUUGUAUGGCAACUAGAGAAGACACUAACACAAAGUUUACAGAAGCAGAUUUUCAAAUUAGAACAAGAGCAAUCCAUGACAGACAUUGCCGGCUUGUAGAAAAUGAUGCAAAUCUAGAAGCAACUUAUGGGGUAAAAACAAGAAGUGUUCUCAACCAGUCCCGUUACUUCCACAUUACUGAUGGACUUGUUCUUGAUGUCAUGCAUGACCAACUUGAGGGAGUGCUGCCCCUAGAAGUCAAGAUUCUGUUACAGAAGUACAUUCAAGAGGAAAAUUAUUUCACACUUGAAAUUGUGAAUGACAGAUUAGAAAGAUUGUGGUAUCCUCAAUCUGAUGCUAGCAAUAAACCAAGUCCUAUAAAGCCGCAGUCAUUGGCAAACAAUUCAAUGAGGAUUUCACAGUCAGCAGCUCGGAUGUGGUGCCUGGCAAGAAUGUUUCCUAUACUUAUAGGAGACUUGAUUCCACAAAAUGAUGAGCACUGGGAAAACUUUUUGCGACUACUGAAAAUUGAAGAAAUUGUUUUUGCUCCUAAAGCAACACCACAGCUGGCUGCAUAUCUUGGAGUUCUCAUAGAGGAGUACCUAGAGGACUAUGUCAACCUCAAUGACCGGCUUCCAAUCCCAAAACAGCAUUACAUGGUGCAUUACCCAAAUCAAAUUAUCAAAAAUGGUCCCCUAGUAAGAAACUGGGCCAUGAGGUUCGAGGCCAAACAUAACUACUUUAAAAAGCUGGUAGACAACAUCAACAAUUUCAAAAAUAUCACCUAUUCCUUGGCUAUGAGGCAUCAAGCCCUUCAGACUUAUCGAAUGCAAAGUUCACAAGGCAACUAUUUGAGAGUGUCUUUGGAAAUUGGACCUGCUGUUGGAAGGGUAACAACUGUUCAAGAAGCAGGAGUAGAAGAUGAGCUGCAAGAGGCAGACCCCCAAACUAAAGGCGACAGUUCACUGACACGCACAUCCUGGGUUAAAGUUUAUGGAACCAAAUACGUAAAGGGCGAUGUUAUUGUAAUUGACUACCACCAUGGCUUUCCAAUUUUGGGAAAGAUCCAAAAGGUUUUGGUUGUUGAGAGACACAUAGUUUGGUUUCAGUACCUUAAAAUAAAUGUUACUGAAUUUGUCUGUCAUUUAAAUGCUUUUAAAGUUCAGCAACUGAACGAAAUAAGAUAUAUUAAGCAAUCUGAGCUUCUAGAUUAUUACCCCCUUGGUCUCGUUAAGGGAUUUGGUUGCUAUGCCAACCAAGUCUUCGUGACAUUGAAAUACAGAUUGGAUCUUAUGCAGUAAUGAUAUUUUUGGUUACAUUUUGCUAUAUUGAUGCAUGUAAAUAAUACAGAAAAAAUCAUGAUAAAUAGUAUAUUGCAGAAUAGAAAGUAAAGUUUCUUAAAAUGGCUGCAAAAAUAUAAAGAAAAAUUAUUAAAAAAAAUAAUUACUUUUGUUUCAAC
Pocillopora damicornis (cauliflower coral) is the source of this 1918-nucleotide messenger RNA. RefSeq lists its product as uncharacterized. The record is from RefSeq and is a predicted model, not a curated record. NCBI's taxonomy places the organism in Eukaryota, Metazoa, Cnidaria, Anthozoa, Scleractinia, Pocilloporidae.